Molecule: messenger RNA, 975 nt
Organism: Labeo rohita (rohu)
Lineage: Eukaryota; Metazoa; Chordata; Actinopteri; Cypriniformes; Cyprinidae
Product: C3a anaphylatoxin chemotactic receptor-like
Exons: 1
Biological process (GO): phospholipase C-activating G protein-coupled receptor signaling pathway; chemotaxis; positive regulation of macrophage chemotaxis
Cellular component (GO): plasma membrane
Molecular function (GO): complement receptor activity; G protein-coupled receptor activity
Source: RefSeq, a predicted model, not a curated record
AUGGAUUCAUAUGAUUAUGGUGAUAUUUUAAAAGAAAUAAGCAAUCAUGCAAAAGAAUUACAUCCUCAGCACUGCAGGGAAGCAGCGUGUAUAAUCACAGUCAUCUUUAAUGUGAUUGUAUUCUGUUUUGGCAUCAUUGGAAAUGGUGCGGUGAUCUGGAUUACAGGAUUUAAGAUGAAGAAGUCAGUGAACACCACCUGGUACCUGAGUCUGGCAUUGUCUGACCUCAUAUUCUGCACUACUCUCCCUUUCACCAUUGACUCCACAGUUAAGAACAGCUGGAACUUUGGGCUCUUCAUGUGCAAGUUCACUGCUUUUGUUAUGACCCUUAAUAUGUACAGCAGUAUUUUCAUCCUGGUCAUCAUUAGUGUGGAUCGCUGCAUCACCGUCAAGUUUCCCACCUGGGCCCAGAAUCAGCGCACUGUACAGAAGGUGUCUUUAGUUGUUGUGUUGGCUUGGCUUAUGUCUUCUUUGCUUAGUAUUCCAUCAGCCAAAUUCAGAGAGAUUAAUAAUGCAACAACAGUCAUAUGCUAUAACAACUCUGAAGGUCACCAAAAAACCGUUGUGUUCAUCUGCUUUACUUUUGGGCUUUUGAUUCCAUUCCUGACCAUUUUCAUCUGUUACUCCAUCUUGAUCCAUAAACUUCGAGCAAACCAGAUGUCCAAAUUCACCAAGCCCUACAAGAUCAUGACAUUACUGAUUGCAACAUUUUUCAUCUGUUGGUUGCCAUUUCAAAUAGUUUCUGUUUUAGAGUUGGACAAUCACGAGCACAACCCUGUCUUUCACACAGUCUAACGAGUAUCUGUUUCUCUCGCCUGUGCAAACAGCUUUCUAAACCCAUUCCUCUAUGCAUUCAUGGCAAAGGACUCAAAGAAGAAAUGCUAUUCCUUUCUUUCAAACAUCGAAAGCGCCACUGAUGAGGAGACCAGAAGUGCUUUUAGAGCAACUUCAAUUACCAAUUCUGUGGAUAACUGA